This is a messenger RNA of Oldenlandia corymbosa var. corymbosa, 2664 nucleotides long. NCBI's taxonomy places the organism in Eukaryota, Viridiplantae, Streptophyta, Magnoliopsida, Gentianales, Rubiaceae. The record is from the annotation of a GenBank genome assembly.
CAAUAUUUUAGCAUCAACCUGAUUCAAAAUGAGCAACAUUCAAGGAGCUGGCACCGCCCAUUUUUUGCUUCCCGGCAUGAGGAGAUAGUCGAAUCAUGAUGUUUUUCAGCUACUGUUUCGCUGCUUGUUGCCAUAGAACUAUAUCGAGAACACGCGAAACCUUUCUUCAAGUUUUCUCACCCCCGGCCACACAAUGCAUUCCAAUUGCCUGGAAACUUUGGCAGCAAAGUUUAUCUCAACUUUUGAUAAGGCCAUCUGAGCCUUUUCCUGUCACUAAGAUAUUCGACUCUCAUACCUCAUGGUCAUCACUCAUCAGAGCUUCCAUUCCCAGAGUUUCUUGGACAACAUUUUCCACUUAAAGAACGUUAAAAUUUGAGGAAAUAGGAAAAUCUACUCUAGUGUACAUCUGCUACAAAGCUAGCAAAACCUUUCAAGAAUCCAAGUACAACUGUAUUUCAAGUUUGUUUCUUGGGAGUGGAUCAAAAGUGAAGAGCCCUUGCUCUCCAUCAUAUGCAAUGUCUUUUUCCAGCCAAUUCAGAUUCACAAGUCUCAUGAACUCUAUAUAAUUUCCAUCCAAAAUGAUUGCUCAUAGAGUUCAUAUGAUUCUCUCCCCUAUUAAAAUAUCAUCCACUACAUUAGUCAUAAACAAAAGAUUGCUCAGAUGUCACAAUCACUCUCCAAGUGUCAGAAAAGCCAUUGAAAUCUUGAAUAAAACCUCUAACCAAAGAGAAAGAACCUUAGUUUAAGAUUUUCCGAUUUUGUAUUCUUUAUAUUGUCCAACAAAAAUAAGUGUCAAAAUCUAUGCUUUAUCCAUUUUGCAAACAUACUUUUACUUAUGCUUGCAAGAUUAAAUUGCAUAACGAUUACUCAAAAGCUGACCCUAUUUGUUGCAUUCCAUGAUGUUCACAUUAAGAGUUGGAUCAUGAACAAAAUUCUCUCAUCAUAAGAAAAAAAAUUCUGUGGCUCUUUUUAUCAUAACAUUUAAUAUCAGUGGAUAUCUGCCACAAAUAAAGCUUUUUAGAUCAUUUCUUUAAAUCAUAAUACACCUGAAAUUUCUCCCAGAAUAGAAUAGUGACAGUGGAAAGUAGUAGUAAUCUGUCAAUAUAUUCUCCUAUUCGUUUAGAAGAAUAGAAAAAUGGCAAUUCGCAGAUGAACCAAUUAUUCUAAAUGACACUAAAUGGGCUCAGGCAAAUGGUCCGACACCUACUACCUUCUUCUCUUCACCAUUGCCCACUAAGAUUUUCAACUCCACCGCCACUACCCAACAAAUUUGGACUCUGCCUGACCCGACCCAUCACCGCCCGCCACCCUCACCCGCCACCACUUUCACCGCCGGCUGGGUUGUCUUCCGCCGCCAACAUGAGUACCACCACCUCCACAACAUCGGACUCUAGUGACUUGGGUACUAUCAUCAAUCAAAAGAAGGCCCUCCGGACCAAAGUCAGAAGAGCCCUCAGGUCCAUGGACCCCAACCUAAGAUCUCAAGAAGAUGAAGCUAUACAAAAUUUGGUUCUGCAAGCUCCGUGGUUUAAGUUCUGUGAGAGCUUGUGUGCUUAUAUUAGCUGCAGCGCAUUGAGGGAAGUUGAUACGUCCAAGUUGUUGCAUGAAAUUCUGGAUUUAUCAUCUAAAGAUUACCCACAGAAGAGGAAGACACUUUACGUUCCACGUGUGGAGGACAAGAAUAGUUACAUGCGAAUGCUCAAUAUCACAAACAUUAGUGAUUUGAUUGCAAACUCUAUGAAUAUUCUGGAGCCAGCUCCUACUGACGUGGAUGGAAAUGACCGAGAAGAUGUGCUCUUAUCUGAUCAUCCUGUUGACUUGCUUCUGUUGCCUGGACUUGCAUUUGACAAAUCUGGAAGGCGUUUGGGUCGUGGUGGAGGAUAUUACGACACAUUUUUAACAAGAUAUUUAGAGCGCGCCAAGGAAAAGAAAUGGAAGCGUCCUUUACUUGUCGCUCUGUCUUAUUCAGUUCAGAUAAUGGAUGACGAUAUUGUCCCUGUCACUCCGACGGAUGUUUUCAUCGACGCUAUUGUAUCACCCUCUGGUGUGAUUCCCACCAGCGCAGCUGCCAAAGAGAGGUUUCAACUGUAAGGUCAUGUAGCAUCUGAUGAUUCCUCCUGCUGGUAGGCUUUGUUACUAACACCCUUUUGCAUUUGGAGACUGGCCAUUUUGAAGCAUUUUGUGUUUACCUCCAAGGACGAUAUCACUGUUCUCUUGAAUGGACGGAAUUUGUAUUCCUCGGGAGGGUGUUUUAUAUUUCUGAACCCUGACACUUCUUAAUUAAAAUAAUUGUACGUUAAAACCCAAGAUAAACAUUAAGUUUUGUUGAUAUAGCAAGAUAGUCAAGGUUAUUCAUGGAUCAUCUGUCUAGUGUACUGGUGUGCUCAAAGCAUAGAAUAUGAUAGAAGUGAACCAUUGGAGUAGGCCAUAAAAUCUAUUAAUGUGUGCUACUUUCCUUUGACAUGAUAUUGGGUGUAUGAAUGGUAUAAUGGUAUUUGAUCCAUGGAACACAAUUGCUAUAUACUUUUGGUACGACGAAGUAUCUUCCCAAUUUUUUCUAGUACUUUUUUGAUAGCGAACUGGAAGAUUCACUUCAAGUGCACUAUCAACUUUUGUUUUUGUAUUGAAUUAGUUGCAUUAAUGCUAUCAAACUCAUGUGAAGAA